CGCGACGGCUUCUUCUUCAUUGCACGACACAACGACAGCAAUGGCAUCCCUCAUGCGUCCCACCGUCUUCCGUCAGGCGCCCACCGCCUCCCAGCGCAUGAUGUCCGCCUUCGUGCGCCCCAGCACCGCCAUGGGCCAGUUCAAGCCCGCCUUCCAGAAGUCCACACGAGUCGCCGCUUUCCACGCAACCCAGAGGAACCAGAUUCUCCCCCCGCUUCCCCAGAAGAUCAUUGGAACUGCCAACGAGCCCGUACCUGUCCCGAAUCCAGAUUACACCCACGGAUCCUACCACUGGAGCUUUGAGAGAAUUGUCUCCGCCGGCCUGAUCCCCCUCACAAUCGCGCCCUUCGCCGCCGGCUCGCUAAACCCGGUCACCGAUUCGAUCCUCUGCGCCCUGCUCGUCGUCCACUCGCACAUCGGCUUCGAGUCCUGCGUCAUCGACUACUUUCCCAAGAAGCGCGUGCCCUUUGUCCGCAACGCGGCUAUGUGGGCGCUCCGCGCAGGAACAGUCCUGUUGGGCGUUGCGCUGUACUCGUUUGAGACGAACGAUGUUGGUGUUACUGAGGCCGUCAGGAGGCUUUGGACCGCGUAGGGGGGUUCAUGAGGGGAGGAUGUUUUAGAUCGUGGGAGGGCGCUUGUGAGGAAUACAUGUGUUACUAGGAACAAAUGGAUGCGCGAAGUACUAAGUCAUUAGGGUG
Macroventuria anomochaeta is the source of this 698-nucleotide messenger RNA. RefSeq names its product mitochondrial succinate dehydrogenase cytochrome b560 subunit D. Gene Ontology annotation, molecular function: ubiquinone binding; heme binding. The coding region runs from base 41 to 592 and encodes 183 amino acids. NCBI's taxonomy places the organism in Eukaryota, Fungi, Ascomycota, Dothideomycetes, Pleosporales, Didymellaceae. The record is from RefSeq and is a predicted model, not a curated record. Gene Ontology annotation, biological process: tricarboxylic acid cycle; mitochondrial electron transport, succinate to ubiquinone. Gene Ontology annotation, cellular component: membrane; mitochondrial envelope. The transcript is spliced from 3 exons.